Molecule: messenger RNA, 3502 nt
Organism: Salarias fasciatus (jewelled blenny)
Lineage: Eukaryota; Metazoa; Chordata; Actinopteri; Blenniiformes; Blenniidae
Gene: fbxl12
Product: F-box/LRR-repeat protein 12
Exons: 3
Coding region: 48-1295 (415 amino acids)
Biological process (GO): SCF-dependent proteasomal ubiquitin-dependent protein catabolic process
Cellular component (GO): SCF ubiquitin ligase complex; cytoplasm
Molecular function (GO): protein binding
Source: RefSeq, a predicted model, not a curated record
UGCGUCGUAAUAUUGUUUCCGUGUCGACGGGAGUGAGAGUUUCCAAAAUGGAAGAAUUUACAGGCUGUAAUCUCGAUUAUUUCCCCGAAAAUAUCCUCAUUGACGUGCUCUCGUACCUGAGCGUGCGGGAGCUGGUCAGAGCCGGGAGGGUGUGCAAGAGAUGGAAGCGCCUUGUUAAAGACCAAAAACUGUGGAGAAGUGUCGACCUGACUGCAUGGAAAGGAGUGACCUCUCGCAUCCUUUGGCUCCUGCUCCGUCAGUACCUGGGCUGUGGGCUGAGGUGCCUUCGAUUGCGUGGCCUGCUGCUCUCUGCUCGAGGCGGCGUCUUUCUCUCCGAGUCUUGGCUCAAAGCUUUGUCCACAAAGUGCCCUCGUCUGACGAAGCUCUACCUCCUGCAUGCAGACCUGAGAGGCCUGCCCAGCUGCCGCGUUCUCCCUCGGUCUCUGCGUGUGCUGGAACUCUGUGGCUGUGAACUCCCUCGAGAUUUUUUCAACCAGACCCUGCCUGAUCCACAAGAAAGAGCAGAGUCCACAUCCAGUGCACAGCAGCAGAGGAGUGGUCAUGAAGGGAAAGGGCCUGGCUCCACUUCAGGCAUCGCUAUUGAGAGGUUAGUUUUAAACAACAUGCCCUCUUUCACAGACCAGCACCUGAAGAGUCUCACAUCAUGGGAAAAGCUCAGUCGAUUGGAGCUGCGUGACGCCUUUCGUGUGACAGCGAGUGGGCUCAGGACCUGUGCUGCAAAAGAUGACCUGAGCGGUGUCCGGGGCCUUUCUAGGCUCAAGUUUCUGGAAAUAGGCCACACAGGACGGCAGGGAUACCAGUUGCAGAUGGCCUCCCUCGGCCUUGGAACAGGCUGGGUUGGUCUGGAGGAGCUGAGUCUCGGCGGUAAGGAGGUGGGGCCGGGCCUGCUCAGUGCCAGACGCCUGAAGGACCUGAAGCGUCUGUGUUUGUGGGCCUGCACGCUGGGCGAGCUGCAGAUUGUCCGCAGCUGCAAGAUGCUCCGCGGGCUGCGCCAGCUGGAGUUCCUGGACGUGAUCUUCCAGCCCCGACUCAGACUUCCAGCGGCAGAAGGAGAGGGCAGCGGUGACGGCAGGGAAGAACAGCAAGAGAGCGAUGCAGCUGCGGGGGCAGACAGCAGCAACAGUGACGAGAAUAAAGCCCCGGACGUCAGUGAUCCCAUUCCCAGUCUGCGCCGCUCGCUGGCAGCUCAGCUGCCGUCCUGCACCCUCCUCUUCACCAACUGCUCCGUUCAGAUCAACCCUUUUGAUGAAGUCUCCAACAUUGUUUACAUGUAGACAAUGUAGAUAAGUUUAAAAAAAAAAAAAAACGACCUCUUUCAUAUGAUUUUGGUUAGCUCUCUCUCUCUCGCUGUCUCUCUCUCUCUCUCUCCUCUUUCUAUCUAUCAUUGCUCUGUACAGAUUCAGCUUUCUAUAAUACAGAUUCACAUUAAGAUUUUAUAAUGGGGGGGGGGCUUUUUUCCAGAGCUUUCAAUGCUGAAAAUAUUUCUGUACAUUUAACUUUCUGGGAGUGGUGGGCUCAAGUACACAGUACAGUGGGGGGGGUCAAGGGUCAUGGUUGGGCAGCCACAGUGCUGAAAUUUCACCUGUGGGAUUUGAACCUAGUCACCAGUCUGCUCCUCUAACCUGUGGAAAGCCACAGUUUUUUGGGGCUCAUGUCACACCGAAGGGAUGAAAUAUUGCUGUGAUGUACUUUUCUGAGUUGUUGUCCAACUAUGGAUGACAAAAGUUAUUUACUACACAAGGAUGAACAAUGCAAACUUUAGAAAAAAAAAAAAAGCUAUUUGAAGACAAUGAGGGGGCAGUCUUCACCUGCUCUGAGGUUUCAAAAGUGUGUGCGUGUGUGUGUGUGUGUGUGCGUGCGUGUGUAAUACAAUGUUUUGCUUACUGUAAAGGUUUUGUAAAUGAGAGGUGGAAGAGGGGUCUAGGGAUAGACCGAUAAGGACUUUUUUUUUAGGGCCAAUGCCAAUCCUAAAAUUUUUUUUCCAUCACCCUCAGCCGAUGGCCGAUUAUGGACUGCCAAUUUUCUUGAGCCGGUAUUUGGGGUCGAUACUGCUUUUCCUCCCUCAAUUUACAACAAAAAAUGACACGAUAACAAAUACUACAGGUCUCAAGCUUAAAAUAAAUAUUUAACUGUAAAAAAAUUAUAACCCUUUCGUUCAACUUUACGCAACAUACUUUAAAGUGAACAAAAAGCGUUUGGUGCUUUUAAUUAUUCAAAUAAUGCCUAUAAAAUAAAAUAAAACAAAUAUUUAGACAUAAUUAAAACAACUGAAGUAUUGCACUCAACAAGAACCAGCAGCAUAGUGUGCACACUGCACAAUACUUAAUUUUGGAUGGCGGUCUGUAAAUCAUGCCAAGGAAAAAUAAAUCCGCGAAUCCACGCGAGUAUCGGCUGAUACCGAUAUAAGUAAAAAACUCAAAUAUCGACCGGCCGAUGUAUCGGUCUAUCCUUAGAGGGGUCCACAGCCUUUUUAGAUUCAAUCUGAGGGUCUGAAUAGUGUUCGUCACUGGUGAUCAGGAUGGAUGAGACAAAGGAGGUGCCUUGAAUUUGAGCUUUAAUCACAGACACUCUUCUUUUUUGCUCAGUCACCAUGUUGUGACCGUGAACUUAUGUAGAGCAAAGAGGUCCACAAUUUCCCACACCGAGCCAGUCACAGACAGACCCAUGCAGGCUCCUCAAUCCGCCAGAAAACACUGUGUUGCUUUCACAUGUACUCUCUUUUGUGUUGAGAUAUUGGCUGUUGAUGUCUGAGGACAUCCUGAUCAGAUGCUGGAACCACCUCAACCAGCUCCUUUGGAUGGGGCAGAGUAGCUGAGGGGUGAGAUGUGGACUAAGAAACGGAGAGCUUUUCCUCUUCACAACAAUCUCCAGCACUAAGAAUGGAAUCGGCAAACCUUUUUAGCUUCAGUGUGCUCAGGUGUCCUAUACUUUGUUUUUAACUGGAUUUUCUGUUUCCGUGUGAGUAAAAUUGAAAACUUGAUUUUUAUGGACCCCGUGUGUUGGGAUGUUUCCAGGUCUAUAGAUGAGUUAAACCUGAGGAAAUACCCACACAGGAUUGUCUGUUGGUGGCAGAAGACUUCAUCACAUUGAUGCAAACAUCAUUUUUAAAAAGGUUCCUGUCAUGAAACAGACUGAGAGGUAUUGAAACAAACUGUGAACACGUUAACACAAAAGCAAGAGAUCCACCUGUUUCCUGUUGCUUUACCACGUUUGUUCAACCGAUACAUUCAGAGAGCUUCUGUAACAGCAGGUGCUUGUAUACAUCACGUUUAGAUUUCUUAUCUUGUUACUGCUUUGUUUUUUGAAUUUUUUUUCUAUAUGAUUUUUAGAAAUUGAGAUUGAGAAAUAUCUGUUUGUUGUCGUAAUUGUGUGAAAACGAGAGAUCUCUGUCAAUACACUGUCAGUACAUUGUGUUUUUGGAAAUCAGCCAUUUUAAUAAUCCGGUGAAGGAGAGGUUGUUUUGAAUAAUUCUAUUUUGGAU